Messenger RNA from Budorcas taxicolor (takin), 6266 nucleotides. It is a transcript of the gene FNDC1, whose product is annotated as fibronectin type III domain containing 1. Bases 1 to 5727 code for a protein of 1908 amino acids. Gene Ontology annotation, molecular function: protein binding. NCBI's taxonomy places the organism in Eukaryota, Metazoa, Chordata, Mammalia, Artiodactyla, Bovidae. The transcript is spliced from 23 exons. The record is from RefSeq and is a predicted model, not a curated record.
AUGGUCCCCAAGGUCGGGGCGUCCCAUCGCGCGCGGCGCCCGCUGCCCUGGGCGGCGCUGCUGCUCCUAGCUGCGCUGCUGCCCGUCGUCUCCCCGGCGGGGGCUGCUCCAGCUGACCACCCACUGAAGCCAAGGCACGUGAAACUGCUGUCCACUAAAAUGGGCCUGAAAGUCACGUGGGACCCACCCAAAGAUGCUACCAGUAGAUCCGUGGAGCAUUACAACAUUGCCUAUGGGAAGUCACUGAAAAGUCUUAAAUACAUCAAGGUGAAUGCGGAGACGCACUCCUUCCUUAUUGAGGAUGUGGAACCGGGGGUAGUGUACUUUGUGCUGGUUACUGCAGAAAACAGCAAUGGAGUGAGCCGUCCUGUUUACAGAGCGGAGAGCCUGCCUGGAGGUGAAUGGAUCAAGAUUGAUGGUUUUCCCAUUAAGGGUCCAGGACCAUUUAAUGAAACCGUCACAGAAAAGGACGUGCCCAACAAGCCCUUGCGGGUCCGAGUCCGCUCCUCCGACGACCGGCUGUCCGUGGCGUGGAAAGCACCGCGCCUGUCUGGAGCCAAGAGUCCACGCCGAUCCCGGGGCUUCCUUCUGGGCUAUGGAGAAAGUGGCCGGAAGAUGAAUUACGUCCCACUGACGAGAGAUGAGCGAACGCAUGAAAUCAAAAAGCUAGCCUCCGAGUCGGUGUACGUGGUCUCUCUGCAGUCCAUGAACUCCCGGGGGCAGAGUCAGCCGGUCUACAGGGCUGCCCUAACGAAGCGGAAGAUUUCAGAAGAGGAUGAACUGGACGUACCUGAAGACAUCAACGUCCGGGUUAUGUCGUCCCAGUCUGUGCUGGUAGCUUGGGUGGAUCCUGUUUUGGAAAAACAGAAGAAAGUUGUUGCAUCAAGACAGUACACCGUGCGCUACCGAGAAAAGGGGGAGUCGGCGAGAUGGGAUUACAAGCAGGCCUCCAACAGACGCGUGCUGGUCGAGAACCUGAGUCCAGACACCAUGUAUGAAUUUGCAGUCCGCAUUUCCCAGGGUGAACGAGACGGCAGGUGGAGUACAUCUGUCUUCCAGAGAACACCGGAGUCUGCUCCUACCUCAGCUCCUGAAAAUUUAAACGUCUGGCCAGUCAAUGGCAAGCCUACAGCUGUCACUGUAGCUUGGGAUGCUCUGCCUGAGACCGACGGGAAAGUGAAAGAGUACAUUCUUUCAUACGCCCCGGCUCUCAAACCAUUUGGAGUGAAGUCCCUCACCUACCCUGGAGAGACGACGUCUGCCCGGGUAGAAGGUCUGCAGCCUGGGGAACGCUAUCUUUUCAAAAUCCGGGCCGCCAACAGGAGAGGACUGGGGCCUCAUUCCAAAGCCUUCAUUGUUGCUCUGCCACCAACCCCUACCAGUGAGUCUGACGUUCAACAGAAAACAGACACGGAAGAUCAGCACAAACCUGAAAAGCCUGAGCCUUCCUCAUCUCCUAAAGCGCCAGCUCCCUCAAAACAUACUCACUUGCCUGUUUCUCCCCAAGGGAGAAAUGUCAAGAGCCCGCUUCUCGACUUGAAGAACAAAAUAUUGGCUAACGGUGGACUGCUCAGAAAAGCCCAGCUUCCCCCCAGGAAGAAUGGAGGUUCGGGUCUUCAGUCCACAGAAAUCACCGACGAAGAGGAGUCGGAUUCCCGCGGGGACCCACCAACCUCGCCCCCGGAGACCCAAGGCCAGAAGUCCCAGCAGAGGCCACCAAGCAGGCCUAUCCACCCGGUCCUCGCCGCUGGGAGGACUCCAGUGAGAGCCCGCACGCCCGUGCUGCCGCGAAAGGAAGGCGUGGACCAGCGCAGCUCCUCGCCCACUUCCCACCCUCGUCCGGGGGCGCCCCCCUCCGCAUCUGCUUCUUCUUCUGCCUCCCGUCCACCCCCCGAGAGCAGCGCUCACCGCCUUUCUGGGGGACCCUCCACCAGCCGGCCUUCCAGCUCUACUGACAAUGACUCAGUGGGUCUAGAGGAGGAGGAAACCACCGCGCGCUCCCCGCCCCCCAAGGACGCCCUGUCGGAACACCUGCCUGGCAAGAGCGCAGCGCACGCUCGGCCGGCCCUGUCUUCCGGCCGCCACCCGGCCUGGAGCGCCCUUCGCGACCGAAGCGUGGCACACCAUGGCACCAGACCAGCCCUGCCCGCCCGGAGGGCGCCCCACUCUGAGGAUAGGGAGGAAGGUUCCAGGGCCUCAGCCCCACCUUCGAGACUUUCUCCAUCUCCUGGGGGGUCAUCUCGGCUCCUGAUCACCGAACCACAGCCUGGGUCUCUGCUCUCCCGGGGCUGGAAGGAUGGUCAGGACAUGCCGGCCGCCAGGUCCAAUGCGCCAUCAGGGUCCACCCGGCCGUCCUCGAGGACACAGGCCUCUGAGGGAGCAGGCGACUCCGAUGGCGAUGGUGACAGUGAUGCAGAAGAGGGAGGGAGGCCGGCUGCAGCCACGGCCCCAACAUUUAGGUCCCGGCUGCCCGCAGGCCCGCCAGUCUCUGGACACUUCAGUUCGCUCAGAAAUAGACCCUUCGCUGCCCACGGCAGAUAUCCACACAGGUUUGGCAAUGGCCGGGGAGCCCGGUUGCACCCCUCCAGCUCCCCUCCGUCCACCGCAUCCUCCCGGGUUCACCUGAGGGUGGAUUCUCACCCAGCUUCUGACCAUCGGCACGGCCCCGGAGGCCAAGACGACAGCGAAGAGGAGGCCGAAGACGAAAAGCCACUUCCUGCCACCGUGGUGAACCAUCACGUGUCUUCCUCCUCCAGGCAGCCUGCCUCCCGGGGCGCGGACCAUCUGAGAAGAGGCCCCCAGAGAGGGGCGAGCCUGCAGCGGAAGGAGCCCCUCCCAGAGAACCCCAAAUCCACGGGCACUUGGGCUGGGGUGCCCCCUCAGGCCAAACCUCCGUCCUCUAAGGCUCAGGACACGCAGCAGAGCACAGACGCGGGUGCGGAGAGGGGGUCUCCCGAAACGCAGCUGGGUGGCCGGCCGCCUGCGCCACGGUCUGUGCAUCACCCGGGGCCCACGGGGCCCCAAAGGAUGGGUGCCGGGUCCGCUGCUCUGGAAAAGUCGCCCUCCUCAGCCGUCCCGGCGUCCCAGCCGCAGCCCCACGGCCCACGGAGCAAGGAAGUGGGGCAUCCUCCUUCCAGACCCCAGCCUGCGUUCCCCUCCGAGGCUGGCCGUCCGCACCCCACGUCGCAGGAAAGCUCCUUCUCAGACUCUUACUCGUCCAGAGGUGGACAGUCCUCCCGUGCGGCGUCUCCCCAGAAUCUGGACGACGACAGCGCAGAAGCGAGGACCGGGGGCGUCCGGGCCCCCGCAUACUCGGCUGGUGCCAAGGACGCCACCCCGUCUCUUCCCAAGCACCGCCAGGUGGACGCUCAGGCAGGAAGCGCAGGCGAUGGUCACCUGCGCAGGCCCACGGGCAGGCCCGGCAGCCUGCACCCCUACGCCCGCACCAGGGUCGCGGGCAGAGCAGGCCCCCAGUGGGCGGGGAGGAAGGACGGGGCGUCCCAGGCCUCGCCAGCCAAAAGGGAGCCCCUGCCGUCCAAAUCUCAGCAGUCGGUGUCAGCCGAGGAGGAUGAAGACGUGAUGUUCUUUAAGGGAGGAAAGGACAAGGACCCGCAGUCUUCCUCUGCUCCGAAGUGGCCCUCCUCCUUCAGCCCCAGGGGCGGCAAACAAGUGGAUGGGACCCUCGCUAAGGGGGAAACGGAGCCCGCUAUUGUGCUGGCGCCCCCCAGGGUGGGCUCCCCGCACGACGAGAACGCCACCCCGGUGAAGCGGCCUCUUUCUCCACCUGCGGGCAGCCCCCCGAGAGCCUCGCACCUCCCGCCCAGACAGCCCACUCGCAGCCCUGCCGCCACCCCGAGCCCCACGGUGGGCACCCCCGCGCCGUCGCGGUUCACCAUGCACGCGCCUGUCCCGUCUGCCCCCACCACCCCGAUGCUCUCCUUGCGGCAGCGGAUGAUGAACUCCAGGUUCCGGAACCCGUUCUCACGCGCGCCGGUGAGACCCCCUUCAAGAGCAGGUUAUAAUGGAAGACCAAAUGGAGAAGGGAGAGUACUUGCUGGUAGUAAUGGAAAACCAAGUGGACAAAGAAUUAUCAAUGGCCCUCAAGGAACAAAGUGGGUCGUGGACCUUGAUCGUGGGUUAGUAUUGAAUGCAGAAGGAAGGUACCUACAAGAUUCACAAGGAAAUCCUCUCCGGAUUAAACUAGGCGGAGAUGGUCGAACCAUUGUGGAUCUGGGAGGGACUCCCGUGGUGAGCCCUGAUGGCCUCCCGCUCUUUGGACAGGGGCGCCAUGCCAAACCCUUGGCCAGUGCCCAGGAUAAGCCCAUUUUGAGUCUUGGAGGCAAGCCCCUGGUGGGCUUGGAGGUCAUCAAAACAACCACCCGUGCCCCCAUCACAACCACGAGAACCACCACCACCACCCGCCGGCCCACCACGACCCCUCGGCCCACCACCACCACCACUCGCCCAACGACCACCCGAACCACGACCCAGAGAACCACCACCACCACCCCGGAACCCACAACCCCUGUCCCCACCUGUCCCCCCGGGACCCUGGAACGGCAUGACGAAGAUGGCAACCUCAUAAUGGGCUCACGUGGGGUCCCGGAGUGCUACCCUGAGGAAGAUGAGUUCUCGGGGCUGGAGACUGACACGGCAGUGCCCACGGAAGAGGCGUACGUCAUCUAUGAUGAAGAUUAUGAAGUUGAGACCUUGGGGCCGCCGCCCACCACCCAGCCCUCCACCACCACCACCACCACCACCACCACCACCACCACCACCACCACCACCACCACGCCCGCCGUCAUCCCGCCUGAAGGCUCCAUCAGUUCCUACCCCGAAGAAGAAUUCGAUCUGGCUGGGAAGAAACGUUUUGUUGCUCCUUACGUGACGUACCUAAAUAAAGACCCGUCCGCCCCAUGCUCUCUGACUGAUGCUCUAGAUCACUUCCAAGUGGAGAGCUUGGAUGAAAUCAUUCCAAAUGACCUGAAGAAGAGUGACACACCUCCUCAGCAUGUCCCCCGCAACAUCACUGUGGUCGCGGUGGAAGGCUGCCACUCAUUUGUCAUUGUGGACUGGGACAAAGCCGCCCCAGGGGAUGUGAUAACAGGUUACUUGGUUUACAGUGCGUCCUAUGAAGACUUCAUCAGGAACAAGUGGUCCACCCAGGCUUCAUCAGUAACUCACCUGCCCAUUGAGAACCUGAAGCCCAACACGAGGUAUUAUUUUAAAGUUCAAGCCAAAAAUCCUCACGGCUAUGGACCUGUCAGCUCUUCAGUCUCAUUUGUUACAGAAUCAGAUAAUCCUCUUCUUGUCGUGAGGCCACCAGGUGGCGAGCCCAUCUGGAUCCCGUUUGCUUUCAAACAUGACCCUGGCUACACGGACUGCCACGGCCGACAGUAUGUGAAGCGGACUUGGUACAGGAAGUUCGUGGGAGUCGUUCUUUGCAACUCACUGCGGUAUAAGAUCUACCUCAGUGACAACCUGAAAGAUACAUUCUACAGCAUUGGGGACAGUUGGGGAAGAGGUGAAGACCACUGUCAAUUUGUGGAUUCACACCUUGAUGGAAGAACAGGGCCUCAGUCCUACAUUGAAGCCCUCCCUAACAUUCAAGGCUACUAUCGCCAAUACCGCCAGGAGCCAGUCAGCUUCGGCAACAUAGGUUUUGGAACUCCCUACUACUAUGUGGGCUGGUAUGAGUGUGGGGUGUCCAUCCCAGGGAAGUGGUAACUGCAGGAAGAUCGUGCCGGAAGCUUGCCCUGCCGACCCCCUUGUUCACUUGAGUGAGGGCCUGCGAGCAGGAAAAGAGGCAGUGUCCCAAGCCCCCUGCUGUCCCCAGUGUCAGCAAGGCCACACAGUGGACACUGGACACUUCAGGCGUCUUCAGUCUGGAGCUCAGUCCGACAUCUCGGCCUGGACCACACACCGGCUUCAGUGUUGCUGUUAACUUUGCUUCUCUACAGGUUUUACUUAUAACAGCAUGUCCCAGAGAUGGCACAGGCACUCAGCUAUGGGGAUGCACGGUGCAAUUUUCAUCCUUUUCAGGCCCAAAGUUCAGAUGCUUCAGUAUCUCCAGGGAUUAGUAUCAACAUGCUCAGCUUGCUUCAUGGAACACCACCUGCUUUCUUUUUUCUCACUGGACUCCUCCCAAAGUAGCUAAAUUUAAGCUUUGGAUCCCUCUCUAUGCAGUAGAACUGAAUUAUUAAAAAUGCCACUGAAGGAAAUGUAGCCUACUUAAGAUUUAUUCUGUGGACUUACCCACUGCUAGA